AUGAAACAAUACACAACUACAUGUCAGUGCGCGCACGCCGCCGCCACCGAGCCCGGCUCCAUGCUCAGGAAGCGGGCCACGUGCCGCACCGCUGCACGCACAACACACAUUCAAAUGAAACAAUACACAACUACAUGUAGGCGCGUGCGCGCCGCCGCCACCGAGCCCGGCUCCAUGCUCAGGAAGCGAGCCACGUGCCACACCGCUGUACGCACAACACACAUUCAAAUAAAACAACACACAACUACAUAUAGGCGCGCGCGCGCCGCCGUUACCGAGCCGGCUCCAUGCUCAGGAAGCGAGCCACGUGCCACACCGCUGCACGCACAACACACAUUCAAAUGA
Messenger RNA from Parnassius apollo (apollo), 345 nucleotides. The record is from the annotation of a GenBank genome assembly. Lineage: Eukaryota; Metazoa; Arthropoda; Insecta; Lepidoptera; Papilionidae.